Molecule: messenger RNA, 539 nt
Organism: Triticum dicoccoides
Lineage: Eukaryota; Viridiplantae; Streptophyta; Magnoliopsida; Poales; Poaceae
Exons: 5
Coding region: 1-315 (104 amino acids)
Source: RefSeq, a predicted model, not a curated record
AUGGUGCCGGAGGCAUGGGCCUCCCGCACGACGGCGGUGGAGGUGGUUCCCUCCCGCUCGGCGUCGGUGUUGCUGCUCCCGUCGUGGUUUUGUGUUGUUUGCCUGCUUCUCGCUCUCGGGGUAGGUCCCUGCGUCCAUCUUGCCUUCGGCGUUGAGGUUGGUGAUAGAUACUUUUCUGAUGUUAACUGUGGAAAUAGAUCCUUCGUUGCUGUUGGUCGUGGCCUUUAUGCUUGGAGUGGGGAUCAUAGGAUUUUUAUGCACGAGAUGAGAUUCUCAUGGGGUUACUGGCCACAAAUAGGCGAGGAGCUUCGGUAAGGUUGCUCACCAAUGAGCUGGAAAUGUUUUUGUCCUGGGUACUUGCAUGAUUGAAGAAGAAAUUGGGUAUUCCUAAAUGUGCUAUUGCAGAUCAAAGGUGAACUCAUCCCAUUUUCUUACUUCAAUCUCAGGUGAAGAUUCUCCUGUUCACUAAAAUUCACUUUUAUGUAAUUAUUUUAUUGAUCCAUGGCAUCGGCCAUCCUUUGUCUGAAUAUUUAGCUUGC